UUUAGCCGAAGCUGGUGUCACUCCCAUGAGUCACAACUACAAGCAGUCUACCAACAAUGCCGAGAAGGACAAGGGCAGUGUGGAUCCGUGGCGACCUCCUCCAUCAACUGGAAGAUUCUGCCCACCCCACUAUAGAGGCCACCCUUUGAUCUGGGCACAUCCACCUCCUGUGCCAGGUUCGGGACCAUCCCGAACCCCUCCACCUGCACCACUUGGGCCUUUUUCAGAUCCACAUGUUGCUCCUGUGAGUAACAACAACACUGACUCUACCAAAAGGAUCACGGAGGACAAGGCCAUUAUGAAUGCAAGAGGGCCUGGUCCUUCCCCAGGAUCGCCUUGCAGGCUGUCCCCCAUGGACCACCCUUCACCACCAGUCACGGGCUAUGGGCCACCUCCGCCUCCUCCACCAGCUCCUCCACGUACUAAAUUUGGUUUGCGUCUCCGAAAGUUCCCUCGCAAUCUCCUGAGGUUUUGCCUGUGUUCCUGCUGUGUCAGCUCUAACACCAGCUCUCGGCGGUCAUCUCAGAGCCUCAGGAGAAUGUGAAAUUUGAAGAGGACCCUGAAUUGUGACCACUGGCUGUGGUGAUGUGAUAUAUUUAGAAAAGUUGCCUGAUAUGCGUAUUUGACUGAAUUCUUUCCCUGACCAUUCCUGUCCCCUCUAUUUUGUUUUUCCUCGUUUCCCCUAAUAAACCCAUCACAGUUCUGUAUCUCUGUCAUUAUCUGCUUCCAGGAGGACCUACGGUCAUUCUGUGUUGAUGUACACAGUGUGACCCCUGUAUACACAGUCACAAACAGGUAGAAUCUACAGUAAUAGGGGCAGAAGAUAAGUGACUGUUUGAAUUGUAUUGACUGCACAUGUCCCGCUGGU
Lynx canadensis (Canada lynx) is the source of this 868-nucleotide messenger RNA. RefSeq names its product proline-rich receptor-like protein kinase PERK9. The coding region runs from base 26 to 544 and encodes 172 amino acids. The transcript is spliced from 6 exons. Lineage: Eukaryota; Metazoa; Chordata; Mammalia; Carnivora; Felidae. The record is from RefSeq and is a predicted model, not a curated record.